UUAGCAUUCAGUUGCUGAAGUUCCACUAACGACGUUCCCACUGUGCUGGCGCAAAAGGAGUACGACGCGUUUAACAGCACGGACAUCAUAGCGCUACCGGAAUUUUGCCCGAUGUGCAAUAUGACUUUUGAAGAACCUUGUGGAGAUAACGCCAUUGAAAGAAUGGAUUCCGUGGCAAGGGCGGUGGAAGAUGUCCUCAGCGCUGCAUUACCUCAGGGUUGCAUCACUGUUGGAGUGUACGAGGCGGCAAAGUCCCUAAAUGUGGACCCCGACAAUGUGGUUUUAUGUCUCUUGGCUACCGACGAGGAAGAUGUUCAAGACGUUGCACUUCAGAUUCACUUCACCUUGAUCCAGGCCUUCUGCUGUGAGAAUGACAUCAACAUCCUGCGUGUGAACAAUAUGCAACGUCUGGCAGAGAUCCUUGGGGGAAUGAAACCAGGAGGAGAGCCAAUGGACCUCCACUGUGUUUUAGUCACUAAUCCCCAGUCAUCCACGUGGAAGGACCCAGCCCUGAGUAAACUGAACAGAUUCUGCAGAGACAGCCGAGUUCUAGACCAGUGGGUGCCUGUCAUCAAUCUCCCAGAGCGAUGAUCAAGAAUGAGAACUGCACACUGUUUACUUUUUAAAAAGUAUUGCACUAGAUGAUGUGUCUGAUGCCUCCAGUCCAAAGGAUCCCUCCGAACAGCCCCUGCACUGGCUGGGAAGAUGAACGACAAGCAUCAACAAGACAAAAGGGGCAAAAAAAAGAACAGUUGGACUUGACUGUCAGGGGUGUGGACUUAAUGCCUAAUCGGAGCAGAUGCAGUCCCAGGACCUGUUCAGGAAGAAUGACUCAGCAGUAUGCUGAACUGCCAGGGAAUGAUAUUGUCCACCAUUUACCGGGAAAAGGGACUGUGCUACAGGAAACUGAAUCAUGUGAAUGCUCACCGGCACGUGGUGAGCACGAGAAGGGGAUGGUUUUUUUUUCUUUCUUUUUUUUUUAAUUCAAGGAGGUUCCUAACCAGGCAUGCUUCAAGAACUGGGGCAAAGGGAAAUGGAUUGGACUCUGCCAUGCAGGCAAGUCUCCGUUGUGAGGAGUACUCUGAGAGUUGCUUUACUGGAUACUCUGGAAUUUUUGAGAACAGCUUUUAACUUAUGUUGUUAUUGUCCUUUCAUGAGUUACUAUUUAAAAAAAGGGAAGAUGUUCUACACCUCUUAAUACAUUUAGGAAGUACAUGUAUUGACCUAUUCCUUAACAUCCAUUUGGAAAGAAAUGUUGGUUUGUGUUAAUAUAUUUAAUUUAAUGAAUUGUAUUUAUGUUGCUGUGUUCUCCACACUUGUAUCAGUAUGGAAUAAAUAGUUGAACCUGA
Messenger RNA from Sardina pilchardus (European sardine), 1349 nucleotides. RefSeq names its product growth arrest and DNA-damage-inducible, alpha, b (gene gadd45ab). Gene Ontology annotation, biological process: regulation of cell cycle. The transcript is spliced from 4 exons. NCBI's taxonomy places the organism in Eukaryota, Metazoa, Chordata, Actinopteri, Clupeiformes, Clupeidae. Gene Ontology annotation, cellular component: nucleus; cytoplasm. The record is from RefSeq and is a predicted model, not a curated record. Bases 112 to 591 code for a protein of 159 amino acids.